Molecule: messenger RNA, 582 nt
Organism: Ramularia collo-cygni
Lineage: Eukaryota; Fungi; Ascomycota; Dothideomycetes; Mycosphaerellales; Mycosphaerellaceae
Exons: 1
Coding region: 1-582 (193 amino acids)
Molecular function (GO): protein binding
Source: RefSeq, a predicted model, not a curated record
AUGGCAGCCUCCAAGGUCUUCGCCACCACCGCGCUCCUCGAGAAAAUCUUUCUCCAUCUCCCUGCCCGCGACAUUUUGUUUCUCCAGGGCACCAGCAAGAAUUUCUACAACAAAGUCAACGAAUCAACCGCGCUGCAGCGACGUAUGAGCUGCCUGAUCGAGCGGGCUCCGGUGCACCCAGCUCAGAACAAUGACAUGCAGGAACGUAGCGAAAAAAACCGCUUGGCCGAGAGAAUUCUGAAUCAUAUCAAAAACCGGGUGAACGCCCUGCUAUUCGAUGAGCGAACCAACAUCUUCUUCGACCUGAACGCGAAAGGUAAUUCCCACGGAUACCACAUCACCGUCUCCACUACCCUCGCUCGGGUUAAGAACGAACAGCACUCCUUUCAGCAAAUGUUCCUCACUCAGCCACCGGUCAAGUCAGUCACUUUGGAGAUGAAACUCACUUCUUUCUUCGAUCAUUCCUACAAACAUACCAUCACCAGCGAGGUUGGGGUGCGUGUCUCGGACUUGGUCAAAGUCAUGCGGGAAUGGGCCAUGAUCGAUGAUCAGGAGGCCAAGGUGACCUUUGGUUUCGAUUAG